Suillus subaureus is the source of this 232-nucleotide messenger RNA. RefSeq lists its product as uncharacterized. The coding region runs from base 60 to 212 and encodes 50 amino acids. The record is from RefSeq and is a predicted model, not a curated record. Lineage: Eukaryota; Fungi; Basidiomycota; Agaricomycetes; Boletales; Suillaceae. The transcript has 2 exons.
CCAAGUUACGCAAUCAGAUAUUUUGUACGAAAAACCAAACCAUAGAUCAACGGAAUAUCAUGGAUGAUAUUUUAUAUCAAUAUCAAGCGUUGCAAAACGAGAUAGAAACAGAAGUAAUCGACGAUGAAGAAUCUGCACUCAUUGCAGCUACUGUACUGCUCCUUCCAAAUCCACAGAUGAAUACCCCAUGGCAAGUGCUAUUUGCAAGCUAGAAUGAUCAAGCCCUCAUUAC